Messenger RNA from Macaca mulatta (Rhesus monkey), 5808 nucleotides. It is a transcript of the gene IL1RAPL1, whose product is annotated as interleukin 1 receptor accessory protein like 1. The record is from RefSeq and is a predicted model, not a curated record. NCBI's taxonomy places the organism in Eukaryota, Metazoa, Chordata, Mammalia, Primates, Cercopithecidae. Gene Ontology annotation, biological process: negative regulation of exocytosis; signal transduction.
CAGAGAAUGCAUUCAAUCAAAUGAACCGAUCUUGUAGAAACACUGGAAUCAUUUAUGCAUUGCAGUUUCUCUUUCUUGUUUUCGCUCCUUCUUCCCUGGGAUAUUUUGAGUGGAUUGUGGCUAUUAAUCGAGAUCCCGUGCUAUUCGUGUUUUGCUUGUCGUUUUCGCUCAGGAUUAGCAUCAUUCAAGGCAAACGCAAAGCUGCUUUUCCCACCACCCCCCCACUCUUUUUUGAAAAAUCAUUUUUGGGGGCUGCUGAAGAGAGCUAGGACCCAGGAGACACCUUCCCAAACAGCAGGGGUUGUGUGCUUUCACAUAGCAGUACUGUACAAGGAAAACCCCGUCGGAUCUGUUAUUGCGGGAUACUUGUGAAAUAUACAUAGGAUUCUUUCUUAUGGCUGCAUCCCGGAUCUGGAAAUUUUACUUGGGGACCAGGAGGAUUUGAAAGGCUGCAUGUAUUCAGAAGAUUUGCAAGCAACACUCCAAUUCUUGUCAUAGAGCUCACAGACUUCUCACUUAUCGGCUUUUUUCCUUCCUUAUUUUUAAAGAAUUAUUCUUAUUUUCCCCCCUCUUUUUCUGCUCUCUCCUCUCUCAGUCUCUCCUUUUCUAUCUGCCUCUUCAUUUUUCUCCUAGUCUGUUUUUUUUUUCCUGCUCUGCACCUGGAUUGUAUCUUCAGCAAACAAUCGGGCACUUUGAGAACUAACUGGAGACAGUCUUGUAGGGAAGAUCUGUAUGGAAUUAUCUGCUUUUAUGGUGAACUUGGCAUUUGUGAAUGGGAAUCUUGUUCACAAUAUUAAUUGCUAGCAAAAACAAGAAAAAGAACACAGGAGUAAAACGUGGAUUUUUCUGAAUACGCAUUGUGAUGACCAGCAAUUACCUUACCGACUAAUAUCCAGAGGAGAAUAAUUUGGAAGACUGUUGUGGGGAACAGCCUUUAAGAGCUGGAAGAUGAAAGCUCCGAUUCCACACUUGAUUCUCUUAUACGCUACUUUUACUCAGAGUUUGAAGGUUGUGACCAAAAGAGGCUCCGCUGAUGGAUGCACUGAUUGGUCUAUCGAUAUCAAGAAAUACCAAGUUUUGGUGGGAGAGCCUGUUCGAAUCAAAUGUGCACUCUUUUAUGGUUAUAUCAGAGCAAAUUACUCCCUUGCCCAAAGUGCUGGACUCAGUCUGAUGUGGUACAAAAGUUCUGGUCCUGGAGACUUUGAAGAGCCAAUAGCCUUUGAUGGAAGUAGAAUGAGCAAAGAAGAAGACUCCAUUUGGUUCCGGCCAACAUUGCUACAGGACAGCGGUCUCUAUGCCUGUGUCAUCAGAAACUCCACUUACUGUAUGAAAGUAUCCAUCUCGCUAACAGUGGGUGAAAAUGACACUGGACUCUGCUAUAAUUCCAAGAUGAAGUAUUUUGAAAAAGCUGAACUUAGCAAAAGCAAGGAAAUUUCGUGCCGUGACAUAGAGGAUUUUCUACUGCCAACCAGAGAACCUGAAAUCCUUUGGUACAAGGAAUGCAGGACAAAAACAUGGAGGCCAAGUAUUGUAUUUAAAAGAGAUACUCUGCUUAUAAGAGAAGUCAGAGAAGAUGACAUUGGAAAUUAUACCUGUGAAUUAAAAUAUGGAGGUUUCAUUGUGAGAAGAACUACUGAAUUAACUGUUACAGCCCCUCUGACUGAUAAGCCACCCAAGCUUUUGUAUCCUAUGGAAAGUAAACUGACAAUUCAGGAGACCCAGCUGGGUGACUCUGCUAAUCUAACCUGCAGAGCUUUCUUUGGGUACAGCGGAGAUGUCAGUCCUUUAAUUUACUGGAUGAAAGGAGAAAAGUUUAUUGAAGAUCUGGAUGAAAAUCGAGUUUGGGAAAGUGACAUUAGAAUUCUGAAGGAGCAUCUCGGGGAACAGGAAGUUUCCAUCUCAUUAAUUGUGGACUCUGUGGAAGAAGGUGACUUGGGAAAUUACUCCUGUUAUGUUGAAAAUGGAAAUGGACGUCGACACGCCAGUGUUCUCCUUCAUAAACGAGAGCUAAUGUACACAGUGGAACUUGCUGGAGGGCUUGGUGCUAUUCUCUUGCUGCUUGUAUGUUUGGUGACCAUCUACAAGUGUUACAAGAUAGAAAUCAUGCUCUUCUACAGGAAUCAUUUUGGAGCUGAAGAGCUGGAUGGAGACAAUAAAGAUUAUGAUGCAUACUUAUCAUACACCAAAGUGGAUCCUGACCAGUGGAAUCAAGAGACUGGGGAAGAAGAACGUUUUGCCCUUGAAAUCCUACCUGAUAUGCUUGAAAAGCAUUAUGGAUACAAGUUGUUUAUACCAGAUAGAGAUUUAAUCCCAACUGGAACCUACAUUGAAGAUGUGGCAAGAUGUGUAGAUCAAAGCAAGCGGCUGAUUAUUGUCAUGACCCCAAAUUAUGUAGUUAGAAGGGGCUGGAGCAUCUUUGAGCUGGAAACCAGACUUCGAAAUAUGCUUGUGACUGGAGAAAUUAAAGUGAUUCUAAUUGAAUGCAGUGAACUGAGAGGAAUUAUGAACUACCAGGAGGUGGAGGCCCUCAAGCACACCAUCAAGCUUCUGACGGUCAUUAAAUGGCAUGGACCAAAAUGCAACAAGUUGAACUCUAAGUUCUGGAAACGUUUACAGUACGAAAUGCCUUUUAAGAGGAUAGAACCCAUUACACAUGAGCAGGCUUUAGAUGUCAGUGAGCAAGGGCCUUUUGGGGAGCUGCAGACUGUCUCGGCCAUUUCCAUGGCCGCAGCCACCUCCACCGCUCUAGCCACUGCCCAUCCAGAUCUCCGUUCUACCUUUCACAACACGUACCAUUCACAAAUGCGUCAGAAACACUACUACCGAAGCUAUGAGUAUGACGUACCUCCUACCGGCACCCUGCCUCUUACCUCCAUAGGCAAUCAGCAUACCUACUGUAACAUCCCUAUGACACUCAUCAACGGGCAGCGGCCACAGACAAAAUCGAGCAGAGAGCAGAAUCCAGAUGAGGCCCACACAAACAGUGCCAUCCUGCCGCUGUUGCCAAGGGAGACCAGUAUAUCCAGUGUGAUUUGGUGACAGAAAAGCAAGGGGCAUCCCGUCCCUGGGAGCUUGAGUGGAAUCUGCAGUCCAGUGCCUGGAACUAAAUCCUCGACUGCUGCUGUUAAAAAAAAACAUGCAUUACAAUCUCUAGAACACGAGGAAAAACAGGGUCUUGUACAUAUGUUUUUUGGAAUUUCUUUGUAGCAUCAGUGUCCUCCUGUUUUACCAUGUCUUUUACCAUUACAUUUUUUGACUUUGUUUUAUAUGUCGUUGGAAUUUGUAAAUUUACAUUUUUUUUAAAGAAGAGACUGAUGUGUAGAUAGAAAACCCUUUUUUUGCUUCAUUAGUUUAGUUUUAGAAUGGGUUUUUAUUUUAUUUCCUUUUUUAAAGUUUUACUUUGCUUUUAACAUUUCCUUGGGGUGCUUGGACAAAUCUAUCCAAUGGGACAAGGAGCACCGGAUUCUUUCUCGGGUUCUGCCUAGGAUCAACUGGGCCACAUCGGUCUUCAGAGAACAAUGCAACAAAUGCCAGCAUUGCCAUUUGGGGGAAAAAAAAAAAAAAAAAGAUGAGAAGAACACUUGUUCAUAAGAGGGCCCCACCAGUCAGAGCCCUGAAUCUCUUCCUUGUCCCACCUCAUUCCCCACCUCUACCUUUCUAACGGCAGCAUGAUGUGUAAACUCUGUGGAGGGGUGGGGGCGGGUCUAACUGUCUUAACAUUUAAGUCACUGCUCUUCAGAAUACACUCUAGACCCAAAGGUGUGCUAAUCACUUCACAGUGACCACUACAGAGUGCUAAGAAGAGAAGAUCAAGGGCAUGAAAUUGGGGAAGAGUGUUAUUUCCGUUUUUUAAAUGAGUUGAUGUACCCUUAUAUAUAUAUACAUAUAUAUAUAUAAAUAUAAAUAUAUAUAAAAACAACAAAACAAAACGAAAAAAAGAAAAAAAAACAAAAAAACAACAACAAAAAAAAAUUCAAGCCCUAUAUUUGAUCACUUCCUGGAAAGGCAUGAAUGUGUUUGUGGCUGUUUUUGUUUAAUAUUCUACUUCCUCUUUUCCCUCUAUAAUUUCUCUGCAAAUGAGAUUAUGUGCAAAUGCCAGGCAAGUUAAUUCAAAAGAGUGAAUCAACGCAAGUCAAAAUGAAAUUUACACUGAAGGCUUCCAAACCAAAGGGAAGGACAGGAUGUGUCAUCAAAUGUUUUGUCACCUUGUAUUAUACAAAAUGUUAUUUUCUAAAGAGUCAGAGAAAAUCUGUGAAACUUCUUGUGCGACCCCCUUGUAAUUAAAUGUUAACUCGCUUGUAUUUAAUUUUCAACACUACAUUAAGAAUUAAGUGGUUUCAGUUUGUGAACAUAAGCAAAAUUUAUUAAUAUCAAGGUGUUUAAGAACUCAGGAGGUCAAACAUAUGAAUACCAACAGAGAUCAGUAUUUUCAAAAUAAACAUUAUUUAUACAAAAUAGUUUUUAAAUUAGAUCAGAAAGUAUUUAAAAUAAUUAAUUUUACUGUAUAAAGAAUUUGCUUUAUUUUAGCUAUGUAAUUCUAUCUUUCAGAAAACAGAAAGCUGAUGCUCCCAAGAAAUUCAUCCCUUACCAUUUAGCUUUAUGUUUGAAAUCAAUGACAUAAGCAGCUAAUUCAUAUUCAUGUGAAGGUUGAUGCAAAAUCAAUCACAAAGGAAUCUGCAGAGGGCAGAGUUGUUAAAAGGAACUAUUACCUAUGUAGCUUUUAGUUUUUAAAAAAAUCAAUGUGAUAAAAACACUGAUAAUAGAACUUAUAUAUUAAUUUAGUGAUUCAUUGUAGGAACUCUCAUCCCAGUCAUCAUCUGUGGGCCUGUGUAGUGACUAUUGUAUGUUUGCUUUAUUCCUACCACCAUUUAAUGAGAAAACAAUUCUACACUUUGGUCACAAUAGUAAGGUGGCCACACACACACACACACAAAAGUGUAAACUGCAAUGGGGUUCAUUGGGGAAGGUGAGAUUAAUUUGCAAAUAUAUGAGGAAGAAGUAUAAGCAUUUGGAACAAUGAAAAGUUCUCAGUAUCUGUGUGACAAGGUAAAGGAGCCUUGGGAUGUGCAUUGAUUAUUAUUUGCUUAAAAAAAUGUUUAUUUCCCUGACAACUCGCCUGGGUCCUUCUCUACAAUCUGUUCUUUAUUCCCGUGCUCUCCCCUUGGAUCUGUGUCACAUUUUCACAAACCAGAACUGAAGCUGCAAGGACACAUACAACUUUAAGGUCAGCUUUGCACAUUGGGUUAUUUUCAGAAUCUGAGAAGGCCGUUGUUUACUUUGUACUAUGGACAGCUGUCAGGGACUGGUGGCAGUGUACCUCAUUGGACUGGAUUCCAAACUCCCCCCAGUGCUCAGAAAACUGUAAACAUGGCAAUGGCCUCAUUUAUCUCUUUGUUUUUUAAUUUUUCUUUUCAGUGCACGAUGGAAGUGUGGAAUAAAUGUAGAGGAAGUAAUCAGACCACAGUCAUAUUUUAGGCAUCCAUAGGCAUUAAUUUAGCUGCAUUGGGAGUACAUUUUUUGUUCUCUUUUUAGUGUAGAUUUAAGCACUUUGAAUAGCAUGAUUCAGGGAUUGAUGGGUAAUAUUUGAUAUUCUCACAACUUAUGAAACUUCUUUUUCCUCUAAUGCUUUGUCAUAUUUAAAAAAUGAAAUAAAUGCAAAAGAGGCUAUCUAUGGCUUUAGAAACAUUCCUCCCAAGUAUUCCUCUAUCAGCUCCAUGUGAGAACAAAUGAAGGAAACUGUCAUGUGUUCACGUGCUCUGUGUUUAACAAAAGUUCUGUUAGAACUCACAAUAAAAAGAAAAAAAUCGA